This is a messenger RNA of Wasmannia auropunctata (little fire ant), 1243 nucleotides long. It is a transcript of the gene ttm50, whose product is annotated as mitochondrial import inner membrane translocase subunit TIM50-C. Bases 57 to 1214 code for a protein of 385 amino acids. Gene Ontology annotation, molecular function: phosphoprotein phosphatase activity. The record is from RefSeq and is a predicted model, not a curated record. NCBI's taxonomy places the organism in Eukaryota, Metazoa, Arthropoda, Insecta, Hymenoptera, Formicidae. The transcript has 8 exons.
GGGCAUAUAGCCGCUCUCAUGCUUCUCUCCGCCGCUGCCCAUGGUAUCUUCAAAGAAUGGCCUUUGCGAUGCGGAAUCUGCGAGUUUUGUGUAAAAUAUAUAAUGCGACCGCGGGGACGACGUAUUGUACCCUCCGGCGACCCAUCGGCCGAAUAACGUUCGUUCAAUCAGCGCAAAAAUAUCGCUACAGUACCGAAACAACGGAUCGUCCGAAAAUCACUAGUAACUUAACUAACAUACAGUCGUCGAUAAACGAAGCUGACACAUUGGGACAGGAAGCGGCAGCUCCCAAGAAGCAGAGUGAACAACAAAAGGAGGAUGAAGAAGAGAAGGCGAAUCGUGAAAGGUCGAAGAGAAUGAUGAACUAUGGGUUUGCAGCGUUUGGUGUGUUUAUGGGCAUUGGCUUCACUUAUUUAGUAUACGAAUUAGGAAGACCUAACUAUGACGAACAUGGGAAUGUCAUCGAGGAUGAAUUUUCCAAUUUGCCGUUCUUUGAACAGAUCUACAAGAGGGUCAAGAGAGAGCUUAAUUAUUACACAAGAUUAGUACAGGAACCCAGUAGGGAAAAGUUGUUACCUGAUCCAUUGAAACAUCCAUAUAUUCAGCCACCAUAUACUCUAGUUUUGGAAUUCACAGAUCUCCUUGUGCAUCCAGAUUGGACAUAUCAGACUGGAUGGAGAUUUAAAAAGCGACCUGGAGUGGACCAGUUUUUAGAAGCAGUUGCCCCACCACAAUUUGAGAUUGUAAUUUACACGGCUGAACAAGGAAUGACAGUAUUCCCUAUUUUGGAUGCACUCGAUCCAAAUGGAUACAUAAUGUACAGAUUAGUUAGAGAUGCUACACGUUUUGUGGACGGACAUCAUGUUAAAGAUCUAGGAGCUCUCAAUCGUGAUCCUAGUAAAGUUAUUGUUAUUGAUUGGAAUGAAGAGAGCGUGAAGUUAAAUCCAGAAAAUGCAUUUAAACUUCCUCGAUGGAAGGGUAACGAUGACGACACUACAUUGUAUGACUUGGCGGCAUUCCUCAAAACGAUAUUAACAUCAAAUGUGCAAGAUGUGCGAGACGUACUGAAUUAUUAUAGACAAUUUGAUAAUCCAUUGGAAAUGUUUAAAGAAAAUCGACGAAAAUUUCUGAUGCAAAUGGAGGAAGAACAAAAUAAGCAACAAGACAACAAAGUGCUUAUCUCGAGGUGGAAACCAUCUUUCCGGAACCGCUAGUCAAAAUAAAAUUACAUGAAAAUUUUAAA